Messenger RNA from Mesocestoides corti, 3363 nucleotides. The record is from the annotation of a GenBank genome assembly. Lineage: Eukaryota; Metazoa; Platyhelminthes; Cestoda; Cyclophyllidea; Mesocestoididae.
AUGGAGCUGUCCUUUGGACUUAUGACUCAGGUCUGGUCAGCGAUAGCAUCUAUAUGGGAGAGAUACAAAUCUGAUCACUGGCUCCAACUGGAUUUGGACACUGGAAAGCUACUCAAGAGCGCUAGGUGUUUAUCACCCUAUCAAUGCUAUUCCUCAAGUGAGAAAGAUGAAGGUGAUACCGAAGAACACCGCCUACGAAGACGUGUUUUGGCCAUUGGAAUUUCAGAGUAUCAUUUCAUGCUUUGGGAUCUCGCCAGUGGAGUUGCUAGGCUUAACAUGACCCAUCAAACCAUUCCGUCUCAAUUGGAGCCAGAUCUCCAAACAUCAAAAAUCACUCAUGUUGCAACACUAGAGCCGUCUCUUGUUACCUUCGAGGGAUGCAAGUUUCUCUGGCACCUUCGACUGUCCUCCCCAAUUGUGGAUCUCUUCUCCGUUCAGCCUCCUCCUCCUCCUCCUGCUUCAUUCGAGGAGAAGGUGACUUCCACCCCACCGGGUCAGGACGCGUCUUCCCCCUCCACCAACGACUUCCUUCCAGUGCCCUCGAGACGAGGCGCGGACUACGUCGGAUCGUCCCACCGUCUCAGGCGAAUAAUCUUCACAACCUACGCUCUCGUUCUGAAUGCGUCAUACUCCCUUCCGCACUAUCCGACUCAGUCAGCGCUUUGGGAGGAAAAGUUCAGCCAGCAAAAUGAGUUCGUACCAUCACUCUACCUGGGUGAAUCGAGGUCACCCCCUAUCUACGUUAUCCACACCCUCGCCGAAGUUGGUCUGAAACCGCGGCACGUGCAUCGCAUCGCCGAGCACCACCGUCUGGGCUACAAGUCGCCAGGCGCCUCGGCGACGUCCGACCUCACCACCGUAGUUCGAUCGGACAGCGACAAUCACGGUGUUACGUUUUGGCCGAAAAGUCUUUUCGGCCUGUAUCACCUCUCACCCGAGUCCCCUCGUGUUAAUCCCGCCUGGUCCCCACCAUCCCCUCACCCCGUCUUUCAGCUCACCGACCAGUCACGCAGGUGCGGACUCUCUCAUCAAUUUGUCGACACAGGCCAGUUGAUUGUCCAGCCGAUCCACAGUCCGGAUUUCUUAUUCACGUCCACUCCAACAAAGUCCAGGACCCUCCAGCUCAGCCUGCUCGGCACCGCCAUGCUGACUGUCUUCCUCGCCUUGACAAUCGCCUUUCUCCUGCACAACCGUGCGCACAGUCGUCACGGUCACCAGGUGGGCCGUCUCUUCAACGUCCUCUUCCUUUCCUCGUGGGACCACGCAUCCCCCAUGUUGCACCCCUCGUUUGAUCGAGCCGGUGAGGACGGCUGGGCGGGCCACCCUGUCCCAGGGGGGGACCCGUUGGGUGCCGGCUCCAACCCCGAGGUGGUUCGUUUCAACAUUCACCGUGUCCUCGGCCUCGGCGCGAACGGCACCGUUGUCUUCGAUGGUACGUUCUUCUGCUCUUUUAGCGGAACUUAUGGCUUGCAGCCGGUGGCCGUCAAGAGGAUUAUGCGUCGCGCCGAGUUGGAGAGGAGUUGGCUGCGCGAGCACAGGAUUCUCAUGAACCACCACCACGAGCACCUCAUUCGCUGCUUCUGGACGGGUAGCUCGCCGCACUUCCACUACCUCGUCCUGCAGCGGUGUGCAACCAGCCUCCUCGAAGCUCUCGACUCCGAGUUGAGUCGCGAGGGCGCCAACACGAACCCCCUGAGGCGGUUCGGUCUGGCGCCGGUGCAAUGCGUCCACCAGCUGCUCAACGCGGUGACCUUCUUGCACUCGAAGUCUGUCGCGUUGCUCCUUCUGCCCCUCACAGUUCAUCGCGACAUCAAACCCGGAAACAUUUUCAUCCUCGAGUCCACCUACUCCUCUUCCUCCUCGUCCAACGCCUCUCCCUCGAACCGUCUGGUGCUGGGCGAUUUCGGGCUUUCCUUGCCACUGGACGACGGGAGGCUCACAGACUCGGCCUCUGCGGAGAAGGAGAAGCGCACUGCAACGCACGAGACAUUUCCGUUCGGCAGUCUCGGCUGGAUGGCACCGGAGAUGUGCGCUCACGGCAAGGAGGCGGUGGUGAGAAUUUGUCAAUUUGCCAGUUGUUUGAAGCAGCGUUAUUGUGACCCUGGGGUCGUAGCCACAACCCACGCUGUGGACGUGUUUGCGUUCGGCCUGGUGGCCUACUUCAUACUCUCCUGCGGACAGCACCCCUUCCUCGACGACGCGGAAUGGCGGAAAUCGACAGCCUCGCAGUGUCUCCGUGAUCUCUACACCUCCAUGGUAACCCUGCAGACAAUUCAGAGGGCAAUCAACGAUCACCAGCAGCCCUGCGUGAAUGAGCUGGUGGGCUGUGUGAAAAAUGCCGCCGACGGGGCAGAUGAGAAACCGGACAAAAUGAGGGGUUACUUGGCACAGCAGAUGAUUGAAGAGUCCAUGGCCUUCACUCCAUCGGACCGUUGUCCCAUUCAGUUCCUGGCAGCAUCGCCGCUGUUCUGGUCCGCGGAGGACAUUCUUGCCUUCUACACGGAGGUUUCCAACUUCAUUGACGAAGCCAAGCCGAUAAAGUUUUCAUCGGCCUCGUCGUCUUCCGCCAACUUGACCAACGGGCGUCCGAGGCAUAUCGUGUUUUCGCGAUCAGCUGAUCGAUUGCCCGAGCAGACCUGGGAUCCUUUCAGGCACAAACGCCACAACCUGCUAGCCUCAUUAGAUCGCUACUCUAGUCGGGUGUUUUCGUCAUCGUGGCUGCGACAUUUGGACGUUAUCAUUGUGGAGGAUUUGCAGGCUGUUCGAUCGUACCAGGACAAAUCCCUGUCUCACCUGCUUCGCGCCAUAAGGAACAAGCGGAACCACGUGUGGACACUGCCCGGUGCCGUUCGGGGCGUGCUAGGGGAGAGCGACGAGGCGAUGGCGGAGUACUGGAACUCGCGCUUUCCCAGCCUCCUUCCGAUCACCUACUGCCUGGCGCGGUGUUUCCUCUCUGAGGUGUCCCAAUUCCAGCGCUUCCUGCCCGGUCCACUUACGGAGGCGAUGGCCGACCAACUAAUUUCCACCUACUGCCAACCGUCCUCGCCGGCCAUGUGGGCGAGACUACCGGUGAGUGCUUGCACACCCGAACAUGGUUCACCGAUCCAGGUGAGAACGACCGGAAAGAGGGUCGCAGCUGCGGACACAAAUGCCUCAUUGGUGAACGAUGAAAUCGGUGGUAAACAACCACUGGUGUCGAUCGAGGAGAAGGAAGGUAAAGCUGACGCUACCGGUGACGACGACAACGAAGACAACGACGACGAGGCUGCCGACCCAUUUAUUGACCAAAGAACCAAGAAACGCAGGCGACGACGCAAGGCAAAGUCGCUCGGCGUCGGAAAAAACAACUUGACUUCUAUGUGA